ACUUUUUUCCCGAUGCACAACUGCUUACAGAGUGACACAAUCUGUAAGCAACCCCUAAUUUCUAUUCUGCAAAUACUCAAACAUCCACUACACAAUCACUUCCUCUGCUCAUGGCUACUCAACGUCUAAUCUCUCAAACACCCAAAUUAACAUCUUCAAUUUCGACGCUAAUACAAUCUUCAACAACCCAUUUGCUCAAAUCCGAACCCACCAAAUCGAAUGAAUCAACAACCACCCCAUUAUCACAGUCUUUCUUAGUUGAGAACAUUCUGUUGUGUCUGAAACAAGGUACUCUCAAUUCUAACACUAACUAUUUAUUUCAGUUAAACCCAACAUUGUAUAUUGAUGUUCUUGAUCGUUGUAAUAAUAAUUUGCAAAUGAGUCAGCAUUUUGUUGAUUUAAUUGGUAGAUAUCAUCCUAAGUUUAGGCAUUCUUCAAGUUCUUUAUGUGCUGCUGUGUAUGUGUUGUUUAGGAGUCGUAGAGUGUCGGAAGCGCAGGCUUUGAUUCUUAGGAUGGUGAGGAAGAGUGGCGUUUCGAGAGGGGAGAUUGUGGAUUGUGUUGUUUUGGGGUAUAGGAAUUUUGGGUUUGGGUGUUUGGGGGUUUUUGAUUUGUUGGUUAAGAGUUAUGUGCAAGCUAGGAAGUUACGGGAGGGAGUUGAGGCGUUCGGCUUGAUUAGAGAUAGGGGGUUUUGUGUUUCGAUAAAUGUUUGUAAUAGUUUGAUUGGGGGGCUUGUGAAGGUUGGGUGGUGUGAUUUGGCUUGGGAGGUUUAUAGGGGUUUUGUUGAGAGUGGGAUUCAAGUUAAUGUGUUUACGUUGAAUAUUAUGGUUAAUGCGUUGUGUAAGGAUAGGAAACUUGGUGAUGUGAAGUCGUUUUUGAUGGAAAUGGAGAAGAGAGGGGUUUAUGCUGAUUUGGUUACGUAUAAUACUUUGAUUAAUGGGUAUUGUCGUCAAGGUAUGGUAGAAGAAGCACUGGAAUUGUCGAAAACCAUGAUCGAUCAGGGUUUGAAACCCUGUGUUAUGACUUAUAAUGCUAUUUUAAAUGGUCUAUGUAGGAUAGGAAGUUUUGAUAGAGCAAAGGAUAUGUUGGUUGAGAUGGUUAAUGUUGGAGUUAGUCCAGAUACAGCUACUUAUAAUACUUUGCUUUCUGAAUGCUGUAGAAAAGAUGAUCUGCGUACAGCUCAGAUGAUUUUCGCUAAAAUGUUGCUGGAAGAUCUUAUUCCUGAUUUAUUUAGUUAUAGUUCGAUGAUUGCAUUGUAUUCAAGGAAUGGACAUCUUGAUCGAGCAUUAGCAUGUUUUGAGGACGUGAAAAGGUGUGGAUUGGUACCAGAUCGUGUAAUUUACACUAUAAUUAUUGACGCAUAUUGUAGGAAUGGAAUUAUGACAGAGGCUUUAAAGCUAAGGGAUGAAAUGGUGGAAAAGGGUUGUGCCAUGGAUUUAGUUACCUACAAUACUCUUUUGAAUGGUUUAUGCCGGAAAAAGAUGCUAGGUGAAGCUGAAGAACUUUUCAAUGAGAUGACGGAAAGGGGUAUAUUUCCAGAUUAUAAAAUAUUUACCACUUUGAUAGAUGGAUUUUGCAAGAACAGAAAUAUGAGUAAAGCCGUGAACUUGUUUGAAUCAAUGCUUCAACGAAAUCUCAAGCCAGAUGUGGUGACUUACAAUGCAUUGAUUGAUGGAUUUUGCAAGGAAGGUGACAUGGAAAGGGCUAGCGGCUUAUGGAACGAUAUGCUCACAAAGAAGUUAUAUCCUAAUUACAUGACUUACAGUAUUCUGAUUAAUGGAUUUUGUAGUAAGGGUGAUGUACCAAAAGCAUUAAAAUUUUGGGAUGAGAUGGUUGAAAAGGGCAUUGAACCAACCAUUGUGACUUGUAACACUGUAGUAAAAGGUUACUGCAGGACCGGGGAUUCAGCAAAAGCGGAUGAAUUUUUAAGUAACAUGAUUCUGAAAGGUAUUUCCCCUGACCAGAUUACGUAUAACACACUCGUACAUGGAUAUGUAAGGGAAGAAAAUAUGGAUAAAGCUUUUGACUUUGUUAGUAGAAUGGAAAAUCAAGGGCUAUUGCCUGACAUAUAUACAUACAAUGUGAUUUUGGAUUGUUUUGCUCGUGAAGGUCGAAUGCAAGAGGCUAAUCUGAUAUAUAGUAAGAUGAUUGACAGGGGCGUAAAUCCUGACAGAUCCACCUUUAGAUCUCUAAUUAAUGGAUAUGUCACACAAGACAAUUUAAAAGAGGCAUUUCGGUUCCAUGAUGAAAUGCUUCGGAGGGGUUUUGUUCCUGAUGAUAAAUUUUAGGUAUGCAACUGUUUCAGUAUAUAAUAUCGAUAUCAUACUGAAUUAUGCCAAGUGAUGGAGAUAUUGUUCCGGGCUGCAGCUGUAGAAACCAAACAUGUACAAUACAUGUAAAUGUCGAUUGAGGUUUAAAUUUGUCGUAGCAA
Daucus carota subsp. sativus is the source of this 2428-nucleotide messenger RNA. RefSeq names its product pentatricopeptide repeat-containing protein At5g01110. The coding region runs from base 111 to 2285 and encodes 724 amino acids. The transcript has a single exon. NCBI's taxonomy places the organism in Eukaryota, Viridiplantae, Streptophyta, Magnoliopsida, Apiales, Apiaceae. Gene Ontology annotation, molecular function: protein binding. The record is from RefSeq and is a predicted model, not a curated record.